UCCGCAAUUCCGCAUUCACCGCCCAUGGCCUCCUCGUUCCCACAUUCUACUGCUCGAACCUUCAUGGCGGUGUUCUACGAUAGUGUCCACUGGUUGUCUCGCUUUCAAGUCCUUGGAGGUGCUCGUGUGAAGGUUACAUGCUCGACAAGAUCACAUACGAAUGGCCUUCAACCUCUCCGGCGAAUCGGCGGCGCACCCGCCGCCGCCCGCACACCUCCCAGCCCCAACCAGUCCAAGCAAGCAAGCCGACGGCCCAACUCUUCCGGUCCUCCCCCCGCGCGUUGCGGGGCGAGCACCACCAGCAGCACGCCGCCGAAGCAUCCGGCUCCAUCGCUGCGCACACAACUUUCUUUCCUUUCUCUCUGGCAAACGCGCGCCCCCCCUCCCCUCGCCUCCCUCUCUCCCUUCCAUUCCUCCCCCCACUACUAAAAUUGGCGCGCCGGGUUAACUACCACCGUCCGUGCGUGCACGGCGCUGGGACCGCGGGCCACACGGCGGGGCGGGGGCGGGGGGACGAGGAGGACGGCGCGGCGUGCGGCAAUGGCGUCCGGCACCUGGCGCAAGGCCUACGGCGCGCUCAAGGACUCCACCAAGGUUGGCCUCGCCAACUUCAACAGCGAGUACAAGGAUUUGGAUAUCGCCAUGGUGAAGGCGACGAACCACGUGGAGUGCCCGCCCAAGGAGCGGCACCUCAGGAAGCUACUCUAUGCGACCUUGGUAAAUCGCCCGCGAGCUGAUGUCGCCUACUGCAUAUGUACAUUGGCGAGGAGAUUGUCCAAGACCAAGAAUUGGAUAGUUGCAUUGAAAACAUUGAUAGUGAUACAUAGAUUAUUGAGAGAAGGUGAUGGGACAUUCAAAGAUGACUUCUUGACCUAUUCAUAUAGAGGAAAUAUUUUGCAGAUUCCACACUUCAAGGAUGACUCUAGCCCAUUAGCAUGGGAUUGCUCUGCUUGGGUUCGCCUGUAUGCAUUCUACCUAAACGAACGGGUGGAGUGCUAUAGGGUUCUAAAAUACGAUGUUGAAGCUGAUCGUCUAAUGAGAUUACCCCAGGCUUCGGGCAAGGCACACAGUAGAACAAGAACCCUUCCAUGCAGAGAUCUUUUAGAUCAGUUGCCUGCACUACAGAAACUACUUCUGAGGCUUAUUUCCUGCCAGCCCGAUGGUUCAGCUUGCACAAAUUACCUUGUACAAUAUGCAUUAGCCCUUGUUCUGAAGGAGAGCUUCAAAAUAUACUGUUCAAUCAAUGAUGGCAUCAUCAAUCUUGUUGACAUGUAUUUUGAUAUGCCAAAAGUUGAUGCUAUCAAGGCCCUUGAAAUUUAUAAAAGAGCUGGCCAGCAGGCAGAAAGGCUUUCGGCCUUUUAUGACCACUGCAAACGUCUUGACCUGGCCAGGACUUUCCAGUUUCCUACUUUGAGGCAGCCACCUUCUUCUUUCCUUAUAACGAUGGAAGAGUACAUCAGAGAAGCACCGCGUACAAGCAUCACGAAUAAGGGUGUGGUGAGUGCAUUCACGGAAAAUGAGGAGCAGAGUUUACCUAGUGACCACGAAGAUGAAGCUCCACAGGAAACCGAGAAACCGGCGGAAGAGGAAAAGGAAGAGCUUGCAGAGCCUGAAGAAGAGCCACAGUUAACUGCUGAGCUCUCAGAAGAAGAUGAACCACAGUCAUUUCCCACCACUGGGGAUCUAUUAAACUUGGAUGAAGAAUUACACCCCAUGAUUGCAAAUCUUGAACAAAGCAACGCACUUGCUCUUGCUAUUGUGGCACCAGGGAGUGAGAAUCAGGCCUCAACUUCUCAAGACUUGUUUGCAAUCGACAAAUCUGGGUGGGAAUUGGCACUGGUCUCUGCACCAAGUAACCAUACAAGUCAACCAGCUGGCAUCCAAUUGGCUGGAGGGUUUGAUAAGCUGCUGCUAGACAGCCUAUAUGAAGAUGAGGCAAGGAGACAUCAAAUAGCAAGCGUGACCUACACAGGAGGCCUUGUGGCAAACCCAUUUGAUCCCAAGGACCCAUUCGCCAUGUCCAACAGCUUCGCGCCGCCAUCGAAUGUGCAGUUAGCUAUGAUGGCUCAGCAGCAACAGUAUUACCAGGCACAGCAGCAGGAGUACUUCCAGGUGCAGCAACAACAGCAAAUGGUGAUGAUGCCACCACAAACAUACCAACAGCAGCAGGCUCAGUAUUCCACGAAUGCCGGAUUAUCCAACCCAUUUGGUGAUCCUUUCAGUGGUCUCGUUGCGAUGGCCAAUCCACCAAAGCAAAGCAAUUCAAAUUUAGCCUGAAUUGCUGCACAUUCUUUAUUGUAUCUUCCUCUAAUCUUCCUCUAAUCCAGUUUUGAGGAGCAACUUGUAUAGUCUGAAACAUUUUGAUACUGUACCUCGAUGAUGUAUUGUACAACUAACAUUUGGAAACUGAUAUGACCAUUUGAAUGCCAGUAUAUUACACAGUUUUGAC
Messenger RNA from Brachypodium distachyon (stiff brome), 2449 nucleotides. Its product is annotated as putative clathrin assembly protein At5g57200. The record is from RefSeq and is a predicted model, not a curated record. The transcript is spliced from 15 exons. Gene Ontology annotation, biological process: clathrin-dependent endocytosis; clathrin coat assembly; vesicle budding from membrane. Bases 541 to 2277 code for a protein of 578 amino acids. Gene Ontology annotation, cellular component: clathrin-coated vesicle; clathrin-coated pit. NCBI's taxonomy places the organism in Eukaryota, Viridiplantae, Streptophyta, Magnoliopsida, Poales, Poaceae. Gene Ontology annotation, molecular function: phosphatidylinositol-4,5-bisphosphate binding; clathrin heavy chain binding; 1-phosphatidylinositol binding.